This is a messenger RNA of Danio aesculapii, 4558 nucleotides long. RefSeq names its product protein NLRC3-like. The record is from RefSeq and is a predicted model, not a curated record. The transcript has 6 exons. NCBI's taxonomy places the organism in Eukaryota, Metazoa, Chordata, Actinopteri, Cypriniformes, Danionidae. Gene Ontology annotation, molecular function: protein binding. The coding region runs from base 232 to 3621 and encodes 1129 amino acids.
UGAUUUACCGUACUCAAAAGUAUAGUUCCUACAUUAAUUUUCUUUUUGCCUUAGUCCCUUUAUUAAUCAGGGGUCGCCACAGCGAAAUGAACCACCAAAUUAUCCAGCACAGGUUUUAAUGCAGCGGAUGUUCUUUCAGCUGCAACCCAGUACUGGGAAACACCCAUAUACUCUUGCAUUCACACACACACUCAUACACUAUGGCCAGUUUAGCUUAUUCCACUAUAGUGCAUGUGUUUGGACUUUAGGGGGAAACCGGAGCACCUGGAAAAAGCCAUGCCAACACGGGGAGAACAUGCAAACUCCUUGCAGAAAUGCCAACUGACCCAGCCGGGAUUCGAACCAGCGACCUUCUUGCUGUGGUGUGAUUGUGCUACCCACUGCGCCACCAUGCACUCACUGCUUCUCGAAGAGCAGCUGAUCACAGAGAGUUGGAACAUUAUUUUGACCCCAGUUUCUUUGCAAAUCCUGUCUCGUGAACAUGUUUACAUUUGUACAGUUUGUACAGUUUUUGGACCACUUGAGAUUUGCUUUAUGUAUGGUGCUCUAAAUAUGCCAUGUUUACUGUGUUUUUUAAUUACAUGCUUAACAGUUGUCUGUUUGCACAAAGAACAAGAAGAACAUUGCUUAUCAAGGGCUGACCUCUCUGAGGAACAAACAUUAGGUCUGAUGGAGAAGAUGAUUGAGAGGGAUGGUGCAGCAUCUCCAGAACCAAGCCGUGUGUUGUUGAAGAGUGAAAUAUCCAUGAAUUCCCAUCACCAUCUCAGUAAUGUGAAUGUGACCUUUGACCACAGUGAGAGGGAUAAUCUGCCUAAGAAUCAGUCCCCCAGAACUUCAGAAGACUUUGACUGUCCUCCGUGCAGAAAGAGAUGCAGAACAAGUCCUGUUCCACAAUCACAAAGGCUCAUGAGAGGGUUCGGAGACCUGGAGAAACCUGGUAAUGAAGAAAUGGAGAGAGUCAAAGACCAGCACAAAACCAGCAUGAAGAACAAGUAUGAGCUGUUACUUGAGGGAAUUAAAGUAAAAGAGAAUCGAACCCUCCUGAACCGGAUUUACACCCAGCUGUACAUCAUAGAGGGAGAAAGUGAAGGAGUGAAUGAAGAACAUGAGGUUUUACAGAUGGAGAAAACAGCCAGAACAAAACACUCACAACACACUCCAAUCUACUGCAAUGACAUCUUUAAAGAGGAGAAAGAGCAAAUCAAGACUGUUCUUACUAAAGGCAUUGCUGGAAUCGGAAAAACCGUCUCUGUGCAGAAGUUCAUUCUGGACUGGGCCGAGGGAAAAGCCAAUCAGGAUGUAGAUUUCAUGUUUGUGCUUCCAUUUCGAGAGCUGAACUUGAUCAGAGAUCAUCAGUACAGUCUUCACAGACUUCUGCUGGACUUUCAUCCUGAACUUGAAGAUCUGGAGCCCAAGAUUUAUGAGGAGUGUAAAGUUGUGUUCAUCUUUGAUGGUCUGGAUGAAAGCAGAAUCACACUGAUGUUUUCAGACGCUCAGAAAGUUUGUGAUGUGACUGAGACUUCAUCAGUGGCUGUGUUGAUGUCAAAGCUGAUGAAAGGAGAGCUGCUUCCCUCUGCUCUCAUCUGGAUCACCUCCAGACCAGCAGCAGCCAAUCAGAUCCCCUCCAAAUACAUCAAGCGUCUGACAGAAAUUCAGGGAUUCACUGAGCCUCAGAAGGAGGAAUAUUUCAGGAAGAGAAUCAGUGAGCAGCAUCAAGCCAGCAGAAUCAUCUCACACAUCAGAAGAGCAAGAAGCCUCCACAUCAUGUGCCACAUACCCGUCUUCUGCUGGAUCUCAUCCACUGUGCUUCAGAAGCUCCUGGAAGAAGAUCUGAGUGCAGAAAUCCCUCAAACUCUGACUGAAAUGUACAUCCACUUCCUGCUGAUUCAGAUCAACAUGAGGAAUCAGAAGUAUGAAGAGAGAGAUCCAGAGAAACUCCUGCAGUCCAACAGAGAAGUGAUUGUCAAACUUGCUGAAGUGGCUUUCAAACAGCUGAUGAAGGGCAAUGUGAUGUUCUAUGAGGAGGACCUGAUUGAGAGCGGCAUAGACGUCUCUGACGCCUCAGUGUAUUCUGGGAUUUACUCUGGGAUCUUUAAGGAGGAAUCUGUGAUUCAGCAGAGGAAAGUCUACAGCUUCAUCCAUCUGAGUGUUCAGGAGUUUCUCGCUGCUUUCUAUGUGUUUUACUGCUAUUUAAACAGUGCCAUGGAUGCCUUCAAGCUUUAUUUUUCAGUACAUCAUCUGCAUAAAGGUGCAGUAGAUAAAGCCACUGAGGGUAAGAGUGGUCAUCUGGAUUUGUUCCUGCGGUUCCUGCUGGGCGUCUCACUGGAGUCCAAUCAGAGACUCUUACAGGAUCUACUGACACACACAGAGAAGAGCUCAGAGAGCAUCAGGAGAAGCACACAGUACAUUAAAGAGAAGAUCAGAGAUGGACAUGGACUCUCCACUGAAAGAUCCAUCAAUCUGUUCCUCUGUCUGCUGGAAGUGAAAGAUCAGACUCUGUCCAGAGAGAUUCAGGAGUUUGUGAAAUCAGACAAACAGUCAGAGAAGAAACUCUCUCCUGCUCACUGCUCAACAAUCGCCUACAUGCUUCAGAUGUCAGAGGAGGUGCUGGAUGAGCUGGAGCUCCAGAAAUACAACACAUCAGAUGAGGGCAGAAGAAGACUGAUACCAGCCGUCAGCAACUGCACAAGAGCUCUUCUUGCUGGCUGUAAUCUCUCUGCUCAGGAUUGUGAAAUUGUGUCGUCAGUUCUUCAAUCCUCAAACUGUGUCCUGAGAGAGCUGGACCUGAGUAACAAUGACCUGCAGGAUUCAGGAGUGAAGCUGCUCUCUGAUGGACUGAAGAGUCCAAACUGUCAACUGGAGAUACUGAGGUUGUCUGGCUGUAUGGUGACAGAGGAAGGCUGUGGUUUUGUGUCUUCAGCUCUGAGUUCAAACCCCUCACACCUGAGAGAGCUGGAUCUGAGCUACAAUCACCCAGGACAAUCAGGAGUCCAGCUGCUCAAACACAUACUAGAUGAUCCACACUACACACUGCAGAAACUCAAUUUGGAUCAUGGGGGAGAUUUAAGGAUCACAACUGGACCACAAAAACAUGCAUUUGAUCUCACACUGAAUCCAAGCACAGCACACACUCGUCUAAUUCUGUCUGAUGGAAACAAAACAGUAACAUAUGUGAAAGAUCCUCAGCCGCAUCCUGAUCAUCCAGACAGAUUCGAGCACUAUGAGCAGGUUCUGUGUAAAGAGACUCUGACUGGACGCUGUUACUGGGAGGUGAACUGGAGCGGCUCUGGUCAUAUUGCAGUGGCUUAUAAAGACAUCAACAGGAAAGGAGGGGUUGACUGUCGCUUUGGAGUCACAGAAAGGUCAUGGAGUCUGAACUAUAGUGAUAAAACUUACUCUGUCUGGCAUAAAAAUAAGAGCACUGAUAUAUCAGUUCCUUCAUCAAAUAGAGUAGGAGUGUAUGUGGACGUGCCGUCCGGCUCUCUGUCCUUCUACAGUAUCUCUGACACAAACACGCUCACACACUUACACACAUACAACACCACAUUUACUGAAGACCUCUAUGCUGGAUUCAGAAUUUAUGAACUCUCUGUUUCUUUGUCAGGUUUAAAGGUGCCAUAGAACAGUGUUUCCCAACCCUGUUCCUGGAGGCACACCAACAGUACAUAUUUUGGAUGUCUCCGUUAUCUGACCCAUUAACUUCAGGUGUUGGAGUCUCUUCUGAUGUUAUGAUAAGUUGAUUCAGGUGUGUUUGAUUAGGGAGAGGUGGAAAAUGUGUACUGUUGGUGUGCCUUCAGGAACAGGGUUGGGAAACACUGCCAUAGAAUGAACAUCUGGAUAGGCAUCGCUCAAUAAAAAUAGUUCAGUACAUGGAAAUGGCAUAUUAAACCAAAAUGAAAGCCCAAAACCUUAUUCUUCCAUACAGAAGUGGUUCUAAUUCAGUCGCUUUUGGGAGAAAUUACUAGGAAUAAUAAAUGGCAGAAAACAGUCAAACUAUUUACCCUUUAAAGUAUAAAUAGAAAAUAAAUAAAUACAAAAUAUCAGUUUUGGUAUAAAAUUACAGAAAAAAAAGUACAAAACUCACAAUAGCAAGCAGCAUAAUGAGCUGUUUUUACAGCUAAAAGUCUAUGGAAGUGAAUGAGACCUGAAGUAUCGAGCCAAUAAGGUUCCAAUGGCACUUACAUGAAUAAUAAGGCCAAUAGGCUAAAGCCAGCCACACCAUGUACUUACAACGAGGACAGAUGACAAAAUCUGCUCUCCACCAGCCAUCUGUUUACAGCUUGUCAAGUUGCAAAAUGCAGGAUAUACGGAUUAUACAUUUAUUCAGCACUAACCUGAAGAGACAUAAGGUCUGUUGGUCAUUUGUCAAAUCUGUCCUGUAUGUUUGUAACAAGGCAACAGACACAUGUAGACUGCUGAGUUGUAAAAUAAAUUUAAAUGUAAAUUUAAAAUGUAAAUAAAUAAUGCAUAGUAAACGCAUUUUGUCAUUUUAUUUAUUGCAAACAGUGUGCAUACAAUUUAAAGGAAAUAAGAACAAACUAUUUACAGAAAACCAAAU